UAUAGAUAGAAGAUAAAUGGAAGAAAGAGGAAAGAAAAAAUAGGGAGGGAAGGACGAGAGGAGAGGCCAGGAAGAAACUUUUCCUUUUUAGUUCUCACUUUGCUUUUCAAAAAGCAGACAUAUACCUCUCUCUAUAUCUAUUUAUCUCUCUCUCUCUCGACUAAAUUCUUUGAAGAAGAUACCAACAUGUACCAUUUCUAACUGUAAUAUUCUCUGCAUUGUCUUGAAAUAUUCUAACAUAAAAUUGGACAAUGACGAGGGUAAGUCCAGAGUUUGGGGAUCAGGAGCAGGUAGUUCUUCCAGCGUCAGCCGAUGUGAGCUUUGCGUCUAAUCAGUUUCCGAAAUAUAAAUUAGGUCCGGAUAAUGAGAUCUUAGACGAGGUGAAAGAGGAUUUAAAGGGUCCAUCUCUGAAGGAGGUGGUUGUUGAAGAAACAAACCAGCUAACAGAGCAGCACAAGCGGCUUUCUGUUCGGGACCUGGCAAGCAAAUUCGACAAGAAUUUAUCUGCUGCUGCAAAAUUGUCUGAAGAGGCUAAACUGAGAGAGGUGCCUUCGUUGGAGGGACAUGUUCUUCUGAAGAAGCUUAGGGAUGCAUUGGAAUGUUUGAAAGGACGACUGGCGGGACGUAACAAAGAAGAUGUGGAAAAGGCUAUUUCUAUGGUCGAAGCUUUAGCAGUGAAGUUGACUCAAAAAGAAGGAGAGCUAAUUCAAGAGAAGUUCGAAGUGAAAAAGUUGGCAAAUUUUCUCAAACAGGCUUCCGAAGAUGCUAAAAAAUUGGUUAACCAAGAAAAGUCUUUUGCCUGUGCUGAAAUUGAGAGUGCUAGAGCAGUUGUGCAAAGGAUUGGAGAGGCCCUUGACGAACAAGAAAGAACCUCUCAAACUUCAGGGAAGCAGGAGAUGGAGGAACUGAUUGAGGAGGUUCAGGAGGCCAGAAGAAUUAAAUUACUGCAUCAGCCGCGGAAGGUGAUGGACAUGGAACAUGAACUUCAAGAACUAAGAAUUCAAAUUAGAGAAAAAUGUAAAAUUUCAUUCGACAUUCGAAAAGAGCUGGCAAUGAGCAAAAGGGCAGAGGAAAACAAAUCCCGAUUAUAUGAGCUAAGUGGUCCUGAAAGAUUAGGUUCAAUUUUAAGAAUUCAGCCCUGCUCAGAUGAAGCAACAGAUCUUUCGAAAUGCUCGAUACAAUGGUAUCGUUUGUCUUCUGAAUGCAGCCGACGGGAGGCUAUUUUAGGUGCAAACAAAUUGGUUUAUGCUCCAGAGCCCAUAGAUGUUGGACGUGUUUUGCAAGCUGAUAUCAUCUCAAGUGGCCAAAAGGAAUCAAUCACUACGAAUGGUCCAAUUGAUAAAGCUGCUGAAUUAGGGAGCUACGUGGAGACACUUUCCCGGAAAUCAAACUGUGAAUUCAGUGUAGUUAUCUCCCAGAUGAAUGGACGGAAUUAUUCAUCGCAUUCAGCACACUUAUUUCAAGUUGGGAAAACGAGGAUGAAGCUUAGUAGAGGAUGGAUCACCAAGGCUAGAGAAUCUUAUUCCAAAUCUAUGCAGUUCUGUGGAUUUAGAGGAGGUGGCAACUCCGCCGCCAAGUCAUUAUUUUGGCAAGCAAGGAAAGGACAAUCUUUUGUGCUAGUUUUCGAAUCUGAGCGAGAACGAAAUGGAGCCCUUAUUCUUGCAAGGAAAUACGCUCUCGACUGCAAUGUUUUUCUUGGUGGACCAGACGAUGAUGCUUUACUUUAAACUAGACUGACUUGCGAGUAUCGUACAAAUGCGAGAGUAUAACAAGGUUUUCAAGUGUGAUUUUUAAAUUUUUUGUUUGUGUUUGGAGAUGUUGUCUUCUGUAAUUGUAAUCAAACUUCCACUAAUGAUUCGUAUGUUUUCUGGGCAUGGUUUUUGUUUUGCCUAAUGAUUGAUUGUAACAGUUUUCUUCUAAUCAUUUGAUGGUUCUUCGCUGCUG
This is a messenger RNA of Olea europaea var. sylvestris, 1944 nucleotides long. Its product is annotated as stomatal closure-related actin-binding protein 2-like. Bases 252 to 1727 code for a protein of 491 amino acids. Gene Ontology annotation, biological process: regulation of stomatal movement; actin filament organization. Gene Ontology annotation, molecular function: actin binding. The record is from RefSeq and is a predicted model, not a curated record. Lineage: Eukaryota; Viridiplantae; Streptophyta; Magnoliopsida; Lamiales; Oleaceae. The transcript is spliced from 13 exons.